AUGUUAAAAAUUGAGGAAUAAAAUUACUCAAGACAAUUAAUAAAGCAAGAUAAAGAACUGUCAUAAUUUAUAAAAUAUCUUGAGAAGUAAAAUGAAGUAGCUGAAAAAAAUAAAGAGAAAGAAUUCAGAAUGAAACAGAAAGAAUCAAGUAUUAUAGGAUAGAGGUAAGAAAAGAAAUAAGAGCGUGAUUUUUAAGCUAGAUUAAAGUAAUUAGAAAUAUCGACAAUCAGAGAUAAAUAUGAUGAAUCAUAAAUAAUGAAGAACAAAGUAAUUGAGUAAUUAUUAUUCAGAGUCUUGAAUAAAGAUUAUAAAAUUAAGAUUAGAUACAUCAAUAAAUUUUGUAGGAGUCUAAAAUUAAAAGAGAAGAAAAAGCCAAUUUAAGAAGUCUUCAUUUAAGAGAUUCUGUAGAUCAAGCAAUUACAAAGGCUAAUUAAAUCUAAUAAAAUAAAGUAGAUCAAUUUAACUAUUAAUAAAUACGUAAAGACUAAUAUUUAUCAUAAUUAUAAAGUGAAAAAAAUUUAAAAUAACUUGAAAAAUCAAUGACUUUUUAAAUUAAACAAGAAUUAAAUGAAUCGAAUUAUAAAAAAGCAUAAGAUAUUUUAGAUGAAAGAAUUUAUAAGACUAUGAAUAAAUUGAAUUAAAAAGAUUCAUUGUCAUAAUAAAUUUAAAUAGAAAAUGAAAGGAAAUUAAAUAAUAAAUUAUUUUCUUAAAAAGCAUCUUUAGAAAAUGGAUUAGCAAAUGCAGACUAUGCUAAAGUUAGAUUUGAAUAAAAUUUGAAUAUGAAAAAAUCUAUGACAGAAUAUAAAAUGAAUAAAUUAGAUUAAAUGAUGUAAAUUUUUAAUAUAUAUUAUAUUAGAAGGGAGAAAUAAUUAUUAUAACAAUAAGAGAGAGAAACAAGAGCAAUGGUAGAACAAAAAAAAAAUCAAUUAAAAGAAGAAUUUGAAAGAAAAAUGAACUUACUCUAAAAACAAAAAUAUUGA
Molecule: messenger RNA, 980 nt
Organism: Paramecium sonneborni
Lineage: Eukaryota; Ciliophora; Oligohymenophorea; Peniculida; Parameciidae
Source: the annotation of a GenBank genome assembly